Cyphellophora europaea CBS 101466 is the source of this 3498-nucleotide messenger RNA. RefSeq lists its product as uncharacterized. The record is from RefSeq and is a predicted model, not a curated record. Gene Ontology annotation, cellular component: nuclear RNA-directed RNA polymerase complex. NCBI's taxonomy places the organism in Eukaryota, Fungi, Ascomycota, Eurotiomycetes, Chaetothyriales, Cyphellophoraceae. Gene Ontology annotation, biological process: siRNA processing. Gene Ontology annotation, molecular function: RNA-directed RNA polymerase activity. The transcript has 3 exons. The coding region runs from base 1 to 3498 and encodes 1165 amino acids.
AUGGACAUCUUCAUCACCAGCCUGGACUCGAGGCUUAAUCGAGAAAGCCUGCAUGACUCUCUGAAGCCUUUCUUGCUCAAGUCACAGAUCCACAUCUUCGAUGUCCGCAAGGCUGUGGGAAAGACCUUCGCUACUGUCACGAUCGCGGAUCUCCAGAAGGCCCAGGCAUUUCUCUCCCAGGCUACCGCCAAUCCGUCCUUCUUCCGCUCCCCAUCGGGUCGGCCAGCUCAAUUUCAAAUCAGUCGCAAACCGAUCGACGAGUUUCGCCUGAAAGUCCUGCGCAAAGAAGAGAAAGACCGCCAUAAUGUAAAGGCAUGGCAGAAGAAGGCGAUAGAAGCAGCCGCAACCGAAGCGGGGACCAGAGAGCGAGGGCUUGAAUUCUCGACACUGAUGUGUGGUCGGUGGGAAUCCAAGGGAAAGGCCGUCAUGUUCAGGCCAUACUUCGAGGCUCAUCCGAAAGGUCGACUGACGAGGGACGGGCGUACGCUGGUCCUUCGAUUGGAGGAGCUUGCUGGCAAUGGCUACGACCUCGUCAUCGACCAUUCGACAAUCGCUUCGCUAGCCGUCAGCCACGAAAAGAGUUUCAGUGUUCUGACAAUCACACUGUUCGUCGCCCCACGCAUCAUCGAGGAUAGAAUGGCAGCCCCUGACACAGACCCGCUCUCCUACGCCUUCUCGGCGCUACGCAUGGGUCCCAGACCAACCACAAAGUUUCGCGUCUGCACUCUUCCCGGCCUAGGCCAGGCAACUUUUGGAAGUUGCUUGACCUACAGCUUGUUCUUUCCCACUGCCACCGUCGGCCUCCACAAUCGAAUUCAGUCCAUGACCUCUCGCAAAAUCCCCAUAAUAGUGAAGUCGGAGGGUGUGUUGCUGCCCCUCGUAGACUAUGCGGGUUCUGUCUUGCGGCUGAACGCCCAGCUGGAUCACUUGAAGUGCUCAUAUGCACGACGCUUUCAAAUCGAGGGCCUAUGGAGGAACGGCCUUCUAUCCCCAAGUGAAGUUCUGCAACUCAUGCCCGCGAUGCUUGAGCUGCAGUCGUGCUCUGGGGAAAGUGCACUUACAAAGGCGUUGCAGAGACUCAACUUGCAGAUGUCCUUCCUUGAUGCUACUACAGAUUCCACCACACGUGGUCUGCAAGAAGCUGCGGACGCUUUGCGACAGCCACCCACUCUGCUGGAGGACGAAGGGAUAAGCAGUGCUGCGCGCGAUGAAGUAUCUAUCUACAAGGUCACCGUCACUCCGGUGGGCCAUUAUCUGUCAGGACCGGAAUUGAUCGCCGCCAAUCGAGUCUUGAGACAAUACAGAGAGCACUCCGAGUACUUUUUGCGAGUCUACUUUGCAGAUGAGAACGAAGAUCGUCUGGAAUUCGAUCGGGACUACUCUAACGAUGAAAUUUACCGUGGUCGCUUUCUCAAUGUUCUACGAAAUGGUCUCGAGAUUGGCGGCAGACGCUUCCAGUUUUUGGGGUUCUCUCAUUCCUCGCUGAGAUCCUCUACCGUCUGGUUCAUGGCGCCUUUCGUGUACCAGGGGACGCUACUCUUCGCACGGUCACUCAUUGGUAAGCUAGGCGACUUCAGUGGCAUACGCUGUCCUGCCAAGUGCGCAGCUAGAAUUGGUCAAGCAUUCUCAGAGACGACUGCGGCUAUUACAGUGGACCAGAAUGUCGUAUGGCCAAUCAAGGAUGUAGAGUAUUCGAGUUAUCGCUUCACCGACGGAUGCGGUACCAUGUCUAAAUCGAUCUGGAAGAUGCUGAAGGGGAAGUCCAGAGCGCCACAGCCAACGUCGUACCAAAUUCGAUACCAAGGAGCGAAAGGAAUGCUCACGCUCGAUACUCGGCUCGAAGGUCAUCUCAUCCACCUCCGGGAGUCCAUGGUCAAGUUCACUGGUAGCCCAUCAAACGAACUAGAGAUAUGUGGCACAAAUGCCCAGCCGCUUCCCUUUAAGCUCAACAGACAGAUCAUUAAGAUUUUAGAAGAUCUUAAAGUCCCCGAAUCAACCUUUCUCAAACUUCAGGACCAAGAUAUGGAGCGCCUACGCCUGUCAGCAUCAUCAAAAUCGACCGCUGUUAACUUUGUCAUCCAUAACCUAAAGGAGAGCAGCAGCGGCUUGCCUAGACUGCUGAAGAACCUCAAUCAUAUUGGAGUCGAUGUCACCGAGGAUGAAUUCCUACGCGAUGUGCUCGGAGCGUUGCUCCAAGUCCAGCUGCGGGAAAUCAAAUAUCGCAGCCGUAUCCUCGUCCCCGAUGCGAAGACGCUUUACGGGAUUAGCGACGAGACUGACUGGCUCAAAGAGGGCGAGGUUUUUGUCACCUGGCAGGAAGACGACCGAGCAAGACACGUAUGCCUUAAUGGAAGAGUUGCCGUUACGAGAUCGCCUGCUCUACACCCCGGAGACGUCCAAGUCGUUCAAGCAGUUGCGCCUCCGAAGGACUCUGCUCUCUGGAAUCUGAGGAACUGCAUCGCCUUUUCCCAGAAAGGCACACGUGAUCUUCCAAGCAUGCUCAGUGGCGGUGAUCUCGAUGGUGACCUUUACAACAUCAUCUAUGAUGAUGCUCUGCUUCCGACGUUGAGCUCCAAGCCCGCCGCGUAUAUUUCGCCUCCAGCUUUGGACAUCGGCCGUCCAGUUACUGCUGAAGACAUGACGGCAUUCUUCGUCGAUUUCAUGCAGAAUGAUCAGGUUGGCAGAAUAGCAACACUCCAUCAAGUACUUGCUGAUUGCGAACCUACUGGCACCUUUUCUCAGAGUUGUCUCGCGUUGGCGGAAUUGCACUCAACUGCGGUUGACUUCUCAAAGAGUGGCAUCAAGGUCGACGUCUCCAAGAUUCCCCGAGCGCCGCGAGAGCGACCCGACUUCAUGUGCCCAAGCGCAAGUGCCAAAGUUGUAAAAGGCAUCCAAAGAGCACAGAACGACAUUACUCCAAGUCUGAGCGGGUUUCUUGGAAAGCUUUAUCGAGCGGUCAACGAGGACAUCUUCUUCGAGGAUCUUGAGGACGACACCUCGUCGCUUUCCAGUAAGGGGCCUUCCGGUAGCGUGCUGAGAGACAUUCUUGGAUGGGUACAGUCUCACGUCGAUAGCGAUCGACUCAAGGAGCAUCGAGGAAUGGCAAGAGAUGUGAGAGAGUACUACGAAGCAGAAGUCAUGGACAUCAUGUCGAGCUAUUCCAUACGACGGCACGACCAACUGACGGAAAAGGAGGUCUUCAUCGGUACGAUACUCGGACGAUCCGGCGCGGCGAGCAGACUUCAACGCGAGCAGUCGGACUACAUGAAGAACCACUUCAACCGCAGUCUUCGUGAGAUCAAAGACUGGAUGGUCAGACAGUUCCCCGAAGAUGACGGUGGUUACGAAUUCAUGGGUCUCGCCGCCGCCUGCUUGUAUGUAGCUGUCGAAGAGGAGAGUAGAGUCGAUGCUUCUCUCAAGAGUUUUGGGUGGUUUGCCGCGGGUUUGUGUGUUCCGGACCUCGUCAAGGAGCAGGAAGGUAGUGUCUUCAGCCUCUGA